UCAAAGCGUUGAAAGGUUAGAGAUAGAGAGAGGUGUUGAAGAAGAAGCAGAAGAUAAGAUGUCGGGAAGAGGAAAGGGAGGGAAAGGGCUGGGCAAAGGAGGAGCGAAGAGACAUCGGAAGGUGUUGAGAGACAACAUCCAGGGGAUCACGAAGCCUGCAAUCAGACGGCUGGCGAGGCGUGGUGGAGUCAAGCGUAUCAGCGGUCUGAUCUACGAGGAGACCAGAGGCGUACUCAAGAUCUUCCUCGAGAACGUCAUUCGUGAUGCUGUCACCUACACAGAGCACGCCCGUCGCAAGACUGUCACCGCCAUGGACGUCGUUUAUGCUCUCAAGAGGCAGGGCCGUACCCUCUACGGUUUCGGUGGUUAGUUAGGGCUAGGGUUUGAUGUUUAGCUCGAAUCGAAAUUUUUCCUUUUCAAUGAUGUAAUUAAUUUCAUGAAUGGAAAGAAAUGAAGAGGACUAUUGAGAUUUAUGCAAA
This is a messenger RNA of Cornus florida, 479 nucleotides long. Its product is annotated as histone H4. Gene Ontology annotation, cellular component: nucleosome. The coding region runs from base 59 to 370 and encodes 103 amino acids. The transcript has a single exon. The record is from RefSeq and is a predicted model, not a curated record. NCBI's taxonomy places the organism in Eukaryota, Viridiplantae, Streptophyta, Magnoliopsida, Cornales, Cornaceae. Gene Ontology annotation, molecular function: protein heterodimerization activity; DNA binding; structural constituent of chromatin. Gene Ontology annotation, biological process: nucleosome assembly.